Messenger RNA from Aphanomyces invadans, 393 nucleotides. RefSeq lists its product as hypothetical. Bases 1 to 393 code for a protein of 130 amino acids. The transcript has a single exon. Lineage: Eukaryota; Oomycota; Saprolegniomycetes; Saprolegniales; Verrucalvaceae. The record is from RefSeq and is a predicted model, not a curated record.
AUGUAUGCUGCAAAGGACGAGCCAUCGUUUUUGGUCACAGUCUCGCUGACGCCAGAUGCAUUCGAGGACCUAUUAACACAAUUCAAGCAUUCGUAUGUUGUGCUGUCGCACCCAUUCCGUGGAGGACGUCCUCCGCGUAUUCCCCACAAGCACGCUGUUCUGGCCAUGGUUCUGCACUUUUACACCGCUGCUCUGGAAUCAAAGACACUACAGAAGCUCUUCGGUCUGUCAGCCACAACCUUCUCCAGAGUCCUGCACAAAGCAGAAGAAGCUCUUUCUGUUGCGUUGAAGGCGAUGAAGGAUGCGCGUAUCUUCACCUUGUUUCUCGACCCCUUGAUCUUCGACGAGGAGGUGACCAACAUCGUUGGCUUUACCGUUGUCUUCAUCAGCUAG